CCAGGGGCUCCAGGGAGCUCCACCGUAGAGCCAGGACUGAAGAGGCUCUCCUUUGCAUACCAGAGCCUCCUGGAGAUUCCUUAUGAUAUCAUUCUCAAACAGCGGGACACCCUAGAGGUCCUGGACCUCAGUUAUAACCUGCUGGACGACCAUUAACGGAGCCCAGCUCUUUUGGUGGAGCUGGACAAGCUGAGCACUCUCAUCCUGGAUGGCAACAACUACAGCACUCAUGUCAAAUUCCCCUACAUGCCAAGUCUCACUACACUGUGGAUCAACAAGAACAAAAUAAGCAACCUUCCCAUCAUAGUUGACGAGAUACGCGGCAAGUUCCCCAAUAUCAAGAUACUUAGUAUGAUGAACAAUGAGGCAGCACCCAGUUACUUUAAUGGAGGCAGUCUGACUCAGUACAUUGAUUACAGGCUAUAUGUUAUCAGUCAGAUCCCCAGUCUGGAGGUGCUGGAUGACACAGAGGUGCAGGAGAAAGAGAGAGCACAGGCCAGGAAGACAUACAGGAUGCAGAAGAGCAGAGUUGGCAGUAAAAGAAGGAAGGCGUUCCAUCAUUGAUGGUUUCUUCAUCCAUCUGAUGUCACUCAGUUCUACGCCAAGCUUGACCGGUUCCUUUACUGUUGCCAAGCACUACCCAUGCAGAUAAACGUCAACUAACUGACAGCUGCAUCGUGUUGAUAUGAACUGACAGGAAAUCCAGACUGAUACAAAUACAUGAUAAUUGUUGUUUUUACACUUGUAUCAACUUUCUUUUUCUUUUUUUUUUACUGAAUGUUGAACAAUAUGAACGAGUACUAUAUGAAGUUGGACGUCGGGUUCCCUGGUGAAAAAACAAACAAACAAACAGUAGAAACCCUCAUGGUUAUAAUGAGAAUUGUAUUGGUUUUAAUGGGAACUGUAAUGGUCCCUGUGGGUCUCUAUUGGUAAUUUGUUGCCUUCUACUGGUGGCAUGUGUAGUGUAUACCAAUAAGGACCAAUAAUGGUAAUAGUUUUAAUGGUUAGCUGAUGGUUUGGUAAUGCUAUUUGUAGUGGAAACCAUUAGAAUUUCUGUGAGGUUUCUAUUGUUUUUUUUCAGCAUUGUUGUCUAUGAAUAUUAUACACGUUUCAAGAUAAGCUAUAGGCCUAUUGCUCUUUUGUUCAUUCAAAAUAUUUUAAGCAAUAGCCUACUCUUUAGUAUUUUUGUCUUGUAGAGCACAGUAAAAAAAAAAAGAUGAAGAAAUAAGACGAAUGAAAUAGAACUAUUAUAUUACUUAUUAGUCUGGCUGCUUUUUCUGCACGUAUUGAUUCUUUCAUUAAAUAAGCAGUUUUUUUUUCUUGUGCAGUAUAACUUUGAAUUGCUUCCUGCUACCCAAAACAGGAGUGGAACAGCUGGAGAGCUGUGUUUGUU
Messenger RNA from Ictalurus furcatus (blue catfish), 1393 nucleotides. RefSeq names its product leucine-rich melanocyte differentiation-associated protein. The record is from RefSeq and is a predicted model, not a curated record. Lineage: Eukaryota; Metazoa; Chordata; Actinopteri; Siluriformes; Ictaluridae. The annotation marks the transcript as partial. The transcript is spliced from 4 exons.